AUGGAGAAGUCCAGCAGUGAGGAGUCAGCCAUUCACCGUAGCCCCUCAGUAGAUAGCCGUGACUCUGAUUUUGCUCAAGCUUCCACGUCUGGCCGCCCAUUUGGCGGCCGCGGUUUCACUGCCGGUGCAUUCUACGGCUCCACGGGGCCGCGCAAAAACGCACAGCAGGGUCAGGCAGGAACGGCGGCUGACACCAGCGCAGGAGACAAGACCAAGAACAAGUACAGCUCCCCCAAAGGCAGCAAAUACGUGGUCUUUUACCUGGAUCUAUCCUUUGUGUUCCUUUUAGAAUUCAAGAAGUGCAACAUGGCAAGAGGCUGCCUCUGCUGCUUGAAGUAUAUGAUGUUCAUCUUCAAUCUCAUCUUCUGGUUAUGUGGCUGCGGGCUGCUCGGCGUGGGCAUCUGGCUCUCUGUGUCGCAAGGCAGCUUCGCCACCUUCUCGCCCUCAUUCCCCUCCCUGUCGGCUGCCAACAUGGUCAUCGCCAUCGGCGCCAUCGUCAUGGUAACAGGCUUCCUCGGUUGCCUGGGUGCCAUCAAGGAGAACAAGUGCCUGCUUCUGAGCUUCUUCAUUGUCCUGCUGAUUAUUCUCCUGGCAGAGCUCAUACUACUCAUCCUCUUCUUUGUGUACUCAGAUAAGGUGAGUGAGAAUGCCAAGCAGGACCUGAAAGAUGGGCUGGCUCUUUACAACUCAGAAAACAACAUAGGUCUGAGAAAUGCCUGGAACAUCAUCCAGGCUGAGUGGAAGUGCUGUGGUGUUAUAGCAUACACCGACUGGCACGAGGCCCUCAAGGAGAAGGUUGUUCCUGACCGCUGCUGCCAGGAGCAUUACCAGGACUGCGGGCGUAACUCCACCACCAUGUUCUGGAACAGGGGCUGCUUCGAGAAAGUGGAGGAAUGGCUGGAUGACAACAAGCACCUGCUGGGAACCAUAGGCAUGGUCAUCUUGGUAGUGCAGCUUUUGGGUAUGGCCUUUUCCAUGACGCUGUUCCACCACAUCCACAGAACGGGGAAGAAGUACGACGCUUAG
This is a messenger RNA of Scomber japonicus (chub mackerel), 1026 nucleotides long. RefSeq names its product tetraspanin 9a (gene tspan9a). Gene Ontology annotation, cellular component: membrane. NCBI's taxonomy places the organism in Eukaryota, Metazoa, Chordata, Actinopteri, Scombriformes, Scombridae. Bases 1 to 1026 code for a protein of 341 amino acids. The record is from RefSeq and is a predicted model, not a curated record. The transcript is spliced from 7 exons.